GGUAGAAUUAUUACACUUUUCUCGAAUUUUUUUUCAAUGGCCUCAUCGUAUAAUUUCUUUCCAGAAAAUGGAUGACGAAUGGGAUGAUGCUUCUGAAAUUGUGGCCCCGCCUCCAGUAGUUAAAAACACAUACAAUAGUUAUGAUGACCCGUCAGUAGAUGAAGGACACAGCCUAUCCAGAGGCAGAGGCUUCACAUCAUUUGAUGAUGAUUUAGAUAAAGACAAUGGCGGUGGCUUUGGCGACAGACGCGGGCGCGGCGGCCGGGGCGGAGGCCGAGGCAGAGGCGGCCGCGGGGGGCGCGGCGGCGGCAGGGAGCACCGGGAUUAUGAGACUAAUGGUGACAGUUACGGCGACGACAAUGACAGGGGUGACAGAGGCGACCGCGGGGAAAGGGGUCGCGGGAGGGGCCGAGGCGGUCGCGGUGGCGGGCGCGGCGGCGGCGGCGAUAGAGACCGCGGCGAUCACGGUGACGGCGAGCCGGAAUUGGGCGAAGACGGCGAGCCGAAGAAGCCGCCGGUGACGUACGUCCCGCCGGAACCCAGCAAUGAUGAGCAGGAAAUCUUCAGCAGCACAAUUAGCUCCGGAAUCAACUUUGAUAAGUUUGACGCUAUUGCUGUUAAAGUGAGUGGAGAGAACCCGCCACGGCCUAUUGAUAGCUUCGAAAACGCCAACCUUCGGAAGUACGUCCUAGACAACAUAUUAAAGUCCGGCUACACAAAACCCACACCUAUUCAGAAGCAUGCGUUACCCAUCAUCAUGAAUGGCAGGGAUCUCAUGGGAUGUGCACAGACUGGCUCGGGUAAAACUGCAGCAUUCCUGUUACCCAUAAUAAAUACACUGCUCCAAGACAACAGGGAGCUUAUAGUCGGACCAAAUGGAUGUGCUCAGCCACAAGUAAUCAUAGUGUCGCCCACACGCGAGCUGACGCUGCAGAUAUUCAACGAGGCGAGAAAGUUCUCGUACGGCUCGGUACUGAAAAUCGCUGUGGCGUACGGUGGGACGGCCGUGCGUCACCAAGGAGAUAACAUUGCUAGAGGCUGCCACAUCCUAGUGGCGACUCCGGGUCGCUUGCAUGACUUCGUAGACCGCAGCCGCGUGUCUUUCGAGAGCAUUCGCUUCGUGGUCCUGGACGAGGCCGAUCGCAUGUUGGACAUGGGCUUCAUACCCAGCGUUGAGAAGAUGAUGGAACAUUCCACCAUGGUGCCUCUUACUGACCGCCAAACGCUCAUGUUCUCCGCGACCUUCCCCGAAGACAUCCAGCACUUAGCGGGCCGCUUCCUCAACAACUACUUGUUCGUUGCCGUCGGCAUCGUAGGCGGGGCCAGCACGGAUGUGGAGCAGAUAUUCCUGCAGGUCGCCAAGUAUGAGAAGCAGAAUGAGCUGAAGAAACUCAUUGAGGAGAACAACGGCAAGCGCGUCCUCGUGUUCGUGGAGACGAAGCGCAACGCGGACUUCAUCGCCGCCAUGCUCUCGGAGCGGCAGAUGCUGACGUCAUCCAUCCACGGCGACCGAAUGCAACGCGAGCGCGAGGAAGCGUUGCACAACUUCAAGAGCGGCCGCCAUUUUAUCCUCGUCGCCACCGCCGUCGCCGCCAGGGGGCUUGAUAUCAAAAAUGUUGACAUCGUCGUGAACUACGACCUCCCAAAGAGCAUAGAUGAAUACGUACACAGGAUCGGCAGGACCGGUCGUGUCGGCAACAGAGGAAAAGCUGUUUCCUUCUUUGACUCUGACCAGGACAACGCACUGGCAGCGGAUCUGGCCAAGAUCCUGCGGCAGGCCGAGCAAGACGUGCCUGACUUCCUGCAGACCACAGGCACCGCUACCUACAAGGGCAACAAGUAUGGCGGCAGCGAUAUCAGGAACUUCAACAACGCCGCUUCCAGUGUAGAUCAAGGCCAAGAGCCUGAGGAAGAAUGGUAAACUUAUGGACCUCUUGAAAUUACACCACUUGGUAUACCAGUGAACGACCGUUUGAUUGUAGUGCAACACGUGGUGUGUGUAUAUCAAUGGUGCUUAUGCUGUGAACCUGUGACACUGUGGACUAUUCAUACAGAACUAGAUCCAUAAAAUCAUCUCAAGUGACAUUGCGCAAAUAUCAAACUCCACUAACCAAUCGUCAUCAACGUAAGACUGGAAACCUAACCUUUGACCUAGUAUUCUAGAUUUAAGAAUUAAAUAUAAGAAACCCCCUACCUUAUCCAUUUUUUUUUACCAAUUGCAUAAGUCCCUUUGGUUAUACAUCAUUGUUGUACUUAUAUAAAAUAAUUUAACAUUAAUUAGUUAGUAAGUUCAAUUAACAUUUGUUUUUUUUUUAUUUUUAACACAAAAGUGGUUGAUUUAAGUUUCUUUUCUGUUAUUUUUUUUUUUCAUUGUGUGAUGGAAAUCAGGAUUUAUGUAGGCAUUUGACAAAGGUUUGCUUUUAUAAAUGCUACACGAAAAUCUGUGAUGUAAUGUUAAAGUUGCUCAGUUUAAAUUUUAAAAUAGUUACUACUCAUAGGUUUAUUUCGAUAACUUGUAAGAUAUUACUUUACGUAUUUUGUGAGCUUUAGACUCAUUUUAUUAUCUUACUUACAUGGAAAGCAUUGCUUGUUCAGAAUCUCUUAUUAUGUACAAAGUAAAACCACUGCGGACUAGGCCUGUGUUAUAUGGCCCAGGCAGCUAUGUGCCUCGUACACUUACCCUCUGUACAAAUUGGAACAAAACAUUUGUGAAUGUUUUAAUUUUAUAAUCUGUGAUGAUUAUUAUAAGUAGAGAUAGAUUCGCAUCAUCUUUUGCCAUAGGUAUUGUUUAGUUCAAAACUA
Messenger RNA from Ostrinia furnacalis (Asian corn borer), 2802 nucleotides. RefSeq names its product vasa-like (gene Vlg). The record is from RefSeq and is a predicted model, not a curated record. Lineage: Eukaryota; Metazoa; Arthropoda; Insecta; Lepidoptera; Crambidae. Gene Ontology annotation, molecular function: nucleic acid binding; ATP binding; RNA helicase activity. The transcript is spliced from 13 exons. The coding region runs from base 68 to 1921 and encodes 617 amino acids.